AUGUUUCUCACUGAAAUUAAAGGAUUAGAGGAGGCGAGUGAAGAGCUCAACAAGAAGCCGAAAAAUGACGAAAGCGAUGCACUGGAGUCUGUCAUUAUGCACGUGGGUCAGAUGGGUCUGUACCAGAAGCUCUUAUUCGCGAUGAUGGCGCCGUUCGGAGUGUUCUUUGCGUUUGUGUACUUCAUACAAAUGUUCAUUGCCGCAACACCGCAGAGUCAUUGGUGCAGAGUACCUGAAUUGGAACACCUGGAUAUGGAAUUAAGGCGAAACCUGACAGCGCCUCGCAAUGGUGACGAAUGGGAGAAGUGCCUGAUGUACAAUGCGAACUGGACCCAGGUGCUUAUAGACAUGGUGGUACCAGCUAAUGCCAGCCUGGUGGCAUGUCAGAACGGCUGGGAAUUUGAACUUGGCGAUAUCCCUUACCACACCGUUAUAAGUGAGCGCGGUUGGGUCUGCGAGAAUGCUGGCUUCGUUCCUUUCGCCCAGGCAGCUUUCUUCGCCGGAUCCACAAUCGGUGGAAUUGUGUUUGGAUGGGUAGCGGACUUCUAUGGCAGAGUGCCCGCGUUGGUUGGGACAAACUUGAUUGCAUUCGGCGGCAGUGUUGCCACCAUCUACACAAAGGGUGUAUGGGACUUUGCACUGGCUCGAUUCGUCGUUGGAAUGUCUUAUGAUACUAUUUUCAUGGCUAUAUAUAUUUUAGCCCUAGAAUAUGUUGGACCUAAACACCGUACUUGGGUUGCUAACAUAUCCAUCGCCCUGUUCUUCGGAGGUGGUUGCCUGGCGCUGCCCUGGAUAGCUCUCGCUAUAGGGGACUGGAAGAAACUGCUCUGGUACACAAGUUUGCCAUACCUCAUAGUGGUUGUUGUGCCUUUUGUAGUACCCGAGAGCGCUAGAUGGCUCGCCUCGCGUGGUCGUGUUAAUCAGGCUGUGAAAGUUCUGAAGCGUUUUGAAAAAGUAAACGGAACAAAGAUUCCUCAGGAUGUCUUGGAUGAAUUUAUUGUAUCUGCAAGUCAAACCCGGCAAAGCGACGAAUCAAUCAAGAGUGUUUUCAAAAGCGGUCCACUUCGUAAGAUGAUGUUCUUCAUGAUAAUAGCGUAUAUGGCUUGUGCUAUGCUUUUCGAUGGCCUGGUGCGGAUGUCGGAGGGUCUAGGUCUAGAUUUCUUUAUCACGUUUACGCUGACGUCAGCCACGGAGAUACCAUCCGUUACGUUACUGGCUCUAGUACUUGACAGAUGGGGUCGAAGAAACCUCGUAUGUGGACCUCUCGUUACUGCUGGAACUUUGUGCCUUAUCGCAGCGUUUGUACCUAAAGGUAUACCUCAAGUGUCACUCGCAAUAAUGGCGCGUUUUCUGAUCAAUAUGGCAUACAAUGCGGCAAUGCAGUGGUGUACUGAAUUGCUGCCGACAGCAGUUCGCGCAUCUGGAUCGUCUCUCAUACACGUCACUGGGUAUAUUGCCACAGUGGUUUCUCCUUUUAUAGUGUUUUCGGAAAGAGUUUGGCGUUCCCUACCUCUGCUUAUCUUGAGUGCGGUAGCUAUAACAGCCGCUGGAUUUGGUCUCAUGUUACCUGAAACUAAAGGAAGGCCCAUGCCACAGACUAUACAGGAUGGAGAAAAAAUUGUUCGAAGCUACACUCUAUGCGGAAGCGUUCCAGAUGAAGAAAAGGCCGAUGAAGGCGAAAGAGAAAAAGCACUUGAUUCCUAG
This is a messenger RNA of Leptosia nina, 1704 nucleotides long. Lineage: Eukaryota; Metazoa; Arthropoda; Insecta; Lepidoptera; Pieridae. The record is from the annotation of a GenBank genome assembly.